This is a messenger RNA of Megalobrama amblycephala (Wuchang bream), 3240 nucleotides long. RefSeq lists its product as uncharacterized. Gene Ontology annotation, molecular function: protein binding. The coding region runs from base 640 to 3015 and encodes 791 amino acids. The transcript is spliced from 16 exons. The record is from RefSeq and is a predicted model, not a curated record. Lineage: Eukaryota; Metazoa; Chordata; Actinopteri; Cypriniformes; Xenocyprididae.
UUUUUUUAAAUAUAUAAAAUGUCACUUGGUUUGAUAUUAUAUUAUCAACUGUAAUGAUGUGGUUCCGAACCUGAAUGACUUUAUAUUUUGAGAAGUUUUCACCACAGUUGUGUAAAAAAAUUUAAUGCUGUUGUCUUCCCUUUGAGAAAUUUAUCUUAUAGGAAAAUAAGACAUUACGAGAAAGUUCCACAUUAUUAUGAGAUACGAAGUAGUUAUUACGAGAAAUAUAAAUAGUACAACAUUAACUCAUAAUAAUGAGAAAGUUUGUGUGGCGGAAACUUGUUUUCAUAAUCAAUUGUCACCAAACUAUUUACCUUCCAAAAUGAUUUUGUUUUCCGCAAAAGAAAUAAAGUCAUACAGUUCUGGGGCGACAUGUGAGUAUAUGAUAACAGAUUUUUUUUUUGGAUGAAAUAUCGCUUUAAGUGUCUACUUUUUGGCGUGCUGCAGUAGGUUGACGUACUGAGCAAACUCUCAAAUGAAGCAGUGCAGGUCAGUUUAAUGUGUGUCUAACGAGGAUGUCGUGAAUAACCUUUAGCCAAACGUCACCGUGGGAACCAGAGGGGUGGUUGUUCGCUGUAUCUACAGCCAAAUGUUUUCAACACUUCUCGACUCCUCUUUAACGAACAGGUGUUUUGUAAGAUGUCAUCAACAGCUUGCUGUCCAGAUCCAUGUAAUAAUGGAAAUCCCUUGACCUGGCUUCUUUGUCCAAGUAUUGAUCAUGUGUCCUCGGCAUUGCAAAUUCUUCUUGACCUUGCUCGGGAGGACAAAGGUGCAUUUGUUGAAAAGGUUCUUCAGCACUGCAACCCAGAAUUGUGCAUAGAUGUUCUACGAAAGCUGCUGAAGUCAUCUGCCUCAUGGCUGAGCAGUACUGCAGCUUGUAUAUUUGGGGUCUUGCUGGAGAAUGAAUUCUUGGUGCUGAAACUUCAGAAGGGGGCUGAAGAAGACAACAAUCUCAUAUGUGACCUUGCUCAGAUGCUGUCUGUAGAUGAAUCUGAUGUUGUGAUGAAUGCUGCUGGAGCCAUAGCAUCAUUGGUUGAAACUGCAUCAGGGCGAACGUGGUUCCUUCAGAACCAAAGUCUGUUCAAUGAGGCCCUUGAGAGAUUAUCUGUUCUUCUAGAGAAUGAGAGAGAGAAUACUGUUAACUCUGCUGCACUCGUUCUUGCACGACUGUCCCUGUGUGAAGAAACCUGUGAAAAGGUUUUAUCCUAUUCAUCUGCCUGUGAGACCUUCAGACGUUUGGCACAGUGCUUAUCAUGUAGCCACAAAGACACAGCCAUGAAUGCAGCAUUUGCUGUUGGUCGUCUAUGUGGGAGCAGACAGGCCAGGAUCCUUAUUCUAAGAGAGGCCAAAGAGCAUCAGCUGGUUAGCCGACUGCAGGCUCUGCUGUCGAGCGGGUCAGGAGUGGAGAUGGGCCAAACGGCGUGCUUUGCUCUGAGCUGUUUAGCAAAUGAUGAAGACGGCCAUGCUCUGCUGAUGGAAAGCACUUCCGUCCCUGCUUUGCUGGAUGGUCUUUUACAGCUGCUGCAGAGCCCAGAACCAGACAGUAUCUGGUUUGCUGCUAUGACAGUGCGAGUGCUGGUGUCCCGGCCGAGUGGAGUGGUUCCUGUCAGGAUGCAUUAUCCUCUGCUUGAGCAGCUAAAGUUGCUCUCUAUGUCGCCAUCCACUGGGCCAGAACUGCAGAAGGAGGUCAACAUGUGUCUCAGGAGACUGGAGUAUUUAUCCAAACCACCUCCAGUGAUGGUUACAAAUCUUACAUCAACGAGCUACACUGUAUCAUGGGAGAGGUGCGAGCCAGAGAGCGGCCUGGAGGUCAUAUACAGUCUCUUUGACAGAGAUGUAAUGCUGUACCAAGGCCUGUUGUGUCAGGUGACCUUACCUGUUUCUCCCCACCAAUCUAUGGAGCCCCUCUCCCUACUGCUCAACCUGUCUACACCUGAUGGUGACAUUAGUCCUUUCAGUGAACCUGUUGUUAUUACUCCUGAGCAACUGGGCUUUAGACUUAAACCUCCACGAGAGCUCUGUGUGAUUGGCUCUACAGCUACACAUGUACGCCUUUGCUGGAUAGAGCCAGAAGGAAGAGUCAAACCCAAAUCAUACCAGAUCUACUGUAAUGACACACUGGUGAAGACCACUACUCUACUGGGGGCUACAGUGAAUGGUUUAUCUCCUGCUACCUCCUAUAAACUAAGUGUGAGUUCACUCGGUCAAGGGGACGCAGAGAGUCCUAGAGCAGUAACUGAGGUGAGAACAGCAGACGAUCAGGAUCAUGCUCCUUCUGCUCUGACUGUAGUUGUCCUGGGACGGCACGAACUGCAGAUAAACUGGGGAGUUCCAGUUGCUCCUUUGGGGAGACUCUUCAAAUACGAGCUAAAUAUGAAUGGGUGUGUGGUGUACAUGGGUACAGAGAGGGCAUACACUGCUCGCCGCCUGUCUGCCAACACAGCAUACACCUGCACUGUGACAGCCAUUACCUCCAGAGGGCGCUGCCAGAGUAGUCCGGUCACAAAGAAGACAGCACGGGAUGAAUACCUGCACUCAAGCAGAUAUAUGCUUUCUCCUAUCCAUCAGACUGCUUCAAAACGCUCCACUCCUUCAAGUAUCCAAGUGAUGAGUGAGGUCAAAAAGAAUGACACAAAUUCACCAGCUACAUUAAAGUCUAAAGUCCACCCCACUAUGGUCCAACACAGAGCCACUGACCUUCGAAAAGACAGACAAAGGCAAUCAUCAGUCCAGAUACAUAGUCCAAAGGAAAUCCAAUCUUCCAGUUACACAUCUAAGAGUGACAGACCGGGUCCAGCUGUUGUGUUUCCUGUGAGCUCUACUGACCAUCUUACGGUUCCUAACGGAGAACAUUCCGAGUACAUAUUCCAGAUGCAGACCUUGUCAUCCAUUCCAGAGGACCUCACACACUUUAGGGCCAAGAUCAGCCCAGACUCAUGCAGUGGAGCUCAAACAGAAAAGUUCCAAUUGACAGAGAGAAACUCCCAUGCAUCAGCAAACAAAUCUAGGAUGUGAGACUGCUUCAGCCUGUCUUGUUUAGUUGGUCUAAUCUGGAAUGGACAAAACAACAUCAAAACAGAUCACAAAGGGACAGGAUUAAAACUGUUUUGAAGGUCCAAAGUCAGCAAAGAGGAAGACGAUACCAAGUACCAUCACAAACCAAACUCGCGUAACAAAUGGAGUAGCCUGCCUCUAAGACAUUUAAUAUGUUUCCUUCUCAAUAAAUAAAACAUAAUUGUU